GGAGCUCUGGCGGCCGUGGCCGCCGCCCCCUCAGUCCAUUCAGAGCCGGGGCCAGAGCGCCCUUCGCAGCUGCUCGCUGGCUCUCUCGCUCGCUGGCUGCACGGAGGGGCGAGGAGGAGCCGGCUGCCGUCGGAUGCGGCGUCCCUUGCUUCCAGGUCCCCCUCCCCCCGCGCGGUCGCCUGUCUGUGGGCGGGGGCGGGCCAAGCCCAGGCCCCUCUCCCCCCGGUCCCGUGCGCGCAGCUGAGGCGGCGGGAGGCUUCGCUUUUCUGAAGGAAGGCUCUCCUCCCCCUUGUCUCCCCCCGCAGAGCCAUGGGGCACCCCCCGCUGGAGUUCCGCGACUGCUACCUGGACAGCCCCGACUUCCGAGAGCGGCUGAAGUGCUACGAGCAGGAGCUGGAGAGGACCAACCGCUUCAUCAAGGACGUCAUCAAGGACGGGAACGCGCUCAUCGGCGCCAUCCGCAAUUAUUCAUUGGCUGUACAGAAGUUCUCUCAGACUCUUCAGUCAUUUCAGUUUGACUUUAUUGGAGACACUUUGACAGAUGAUGAGAUUAAUAUUGCUGAAUCCUUUAAGGAGUUUUCAGAGCUUCUCCAAGAGGUGGAACUUGAGAGAUCAAUGAUGGUGCAAAACGCUAGUGAUUUGUUGAUCAAACCACUGGAAAACUUCCGCAAGGAGCAAAUUGGAUUCACCAAAGAACGGAAAAAGAAAUUUGAGAAGGAUGGUGAGAAGUUUUACUCCAUGUUGGAUCGCCAUGUAAACUUAUCUUCAAAGAAAAAAGAAUCCCAGUUGCAAGAAGCUGACUUGCAGGUGGAUAAAGAGCGGCACGUGUUCUUUGAGUCUUCCUUGGAAUAUGUGUAUCAGAUCCAAGAAGUGCAAGAGAGCAAGAAGUUCAGUAUUGUGGAGCCCGUGUUGGCUUUUCUUCACAGCCUCUGCACCUACAACAACCUGACCGUGGAGCUGACGCAGGACUUUCUGCCCUACAAACAGCAGCUUCAGCUCAGCUUGCAGAAUACAAGGAACCACUUCACUAGUACACGUGAGGAGUUGGAAGACCUCAAGAAAAGGAUGAAAGAAGCUCCGCUCGCAUGCAAGCUGCCUGGGAAGCCGACCAUAGAGGGUUAUCUAUAUUCACAAGAGAAAUGGGCACUGGGCAUCUCGUGGGUCAAAUACUACUGCCAGUACGAGAAGGAGACAAAGAUGUUAAGGAUGACCCCCAUGGAGCAGAAGCCCGGCUCAAAGCAAGGUACCUUACACUUGAUGUUGAAGUCGUGUGUGAGGAGGAAGACAGACUCCAUAGACAAAAGGUUUUGUUUUGAUGUUGAGACGGUGGAAAGACCUGGGCCCAUCACCUUGCAGGCUCCUUCAGAGGCAAAUCGACGGCUCUGGAUGGAGGCCAUGGAUGGGAAGGAGCCAAUCUACCGCAGUCCUAUCACAAAGCAGGAAGAAAUGGAGCUGAACGAGGUUGGCUUCAGAUUUGUCAGGAAAUGCAUCAAUGCAGUAGAGACAAAAGGGAUUGCAACUGAAGGCGUGUAUCGAACUGUUGGCAGCAACAUCCAAGUCCAGAAGCUCUUGAAUGCCUUCUUUGACCUCAAAUGCCCAGGGGAUGUGGACUUCCAAAACAGUGACUGGGACAUCAAGACAGUUACCAGCUCCUUGAAGUUCUACCUCAGGAACCUCUCUGAACCUGUCAUGACAUACAAACUUCACAAAGAAUUGGUCUUGGCUGCCAAGUCUGAGAACCUGGAUUAUAGGCUGGGUGCCAUUCAUUCUCUGAUCUAUAAACUCCCUGACAAGAACCGGGAAAUGCUGGAAAUGCUCAUCAGGCAUCUGGUUCACGUGUGUGAACACAGCAGGGAGAACCUGAUGUCUCCAUCUAACAUGGGGGUGAUAUUUGGUCCCACCCUCAUGCGAGCUCAGGAGGACACAGUCGCAGCAAUGAUGAACAUUAAGUUCCAGAACAUAGUGGUGGAGAUCCUCAUAGAGCACUUUGAUAAGAUAUAUUCCGGCCCCCCUGAGGACAACGCAGUGCCACCAAUGCCUCCUCCACGGGUGGCCCCUCGGAGGCACAAGCCCAUCACCAUCUCAAAGCGCCCUCUGAGGGAGAGACCAGUCUUCUUCGGAGGCUCCGUGGAAGAACAUGAAGAAGACGACCGUGGCCACACCCCCAAUGGCACAGUCACCCCUGGUGAAGCUCCCAAACCCCUCCUGCGGAGCAGGCUGCCUUUGCAAAGGGCAGGAGAGGUUGACCCUGGAAAGCCCAGCCUGGAAAGCCGGCCAGAGCACUGUCCAGAGGUGGAUGUGGGGAAACUGGUGUCCAGGCUCCAGGACAGCGGGCCAAAGCCCUCCAGUAAAGCUGCAAAUGGCCUCAUGCCUGGGGCUAGCUCUCUGAAGGCCUCCACUCUGCAUGCCAAGAGGCCUGCUCCAAGACCAGGGGCCUGUGGCAAGGAAGGCGACUGCGAAGGCUUCACAAAAGCACGAUCAUCUGGAGAGAAAGCGGUGAUAACACGUCCUCCGGUGAGACCCCCAGAUCCUCCCUGCAAAACUCCCACCCCUCAAACGGCUGAGCCAAAGCCAGAGCUGAUGACAGGCGGAAUGGGGAACGCUCACGCCUCUGUUGUGGCCUCCAGAACAAAGUUCUUUGAGACGGCUUCCUUCAGGAGAGGAAGCUCUUCAUCACCUCAAGCUAGACUCUCAAGUGAUGAGACCUGAAGGGCCAACGACUUUACCACGGCUGGUCCUGGCUGGUUCCAGGGAAAUCCCUCCUCGCUCCCCACACCGAUUCUCCUGCCUCUGGUACAGGAGGCAUGCUACAUAGACCAGCUGUCCUCAGGAUCCUGUCUUUCAAGCAUGCCAUUGCAAACAGUUGACGUUGCUGCAAGCAACGGAUGUUUCUGGGGGAAGAGGGUAUAUUUAUGUUGCCAUUAAUUCCAAAAAGUAGCCCACCUGUUUGUUCCUUCUCCCUCUGCGUUUCUACCAUUGCUUGUGUCCAAAGAGCACUUCUUCUUGUUCUUCUCCUGUGGAAUGCCCAGUAGAGGCUGGCAUGUUGUGGCACUGCUGGCCUGGGAGGAGAGUUGAAGGUGGUGCAGAACAAUUGAAACUGCACUUGUUUCACAGCCCAUUACUUGGCAAGAACCUGCCAUCUAAGGAUUUGUGUGCUGGGCUGUUGAUGCACUGACAGUGUUAAGACAAAUCAUUUUAAGUUCUUUUCUUUUUUAAGGACUAAGGUUAUGUACACUUGAGGUCUGCAACAACAAGGUUGCAGCGGAUAAAAUGCUGAAAACUCCCUUGCCAAGAUAAAUGGCUUGGAGCUCUGCCUCCUACAACAAGCUAAUUUGCAUUGAGGGUAUGGGGUGGGACUGUUGGUUUUUCUCUAAAUCCUUUGUAAGAAUGUGAACACUUAUACAACUGGGGUUCUCCCCCACAGCAAGAAUGGCAUUGGACACUGAAGAAGGAAUUGCUGGCACAUCCCUCUGAUGGCACUUUCUGUAAUGGCCAAAGCAGCUGUCAGCAAUUUGGAACUUCUGCUGUCUCACUUGCUUUGGCUCUGCGUCUUCUGUUGGGCCUUGUUCCACUUCCAUCUUGUGCUGGCAUGUGGCAGGACUAUCCUUCAAUGUUUUUAUUUCAGUGCUAACUGUCCUGCAACAGAUGCAAGCAAGACUGUUUGGAUGCCAAGGCCUUUUACUUGGUGCCUCCCUGUCCCUGUUGCACAUGGCCACUUAGCCAUUGACAUGGCAAGGGGCCUCAGCAUAGAUGUUCGUUCUCCUACUUCCAGCCCAUGUGUAGUGCACCUUCUCCUUUAGAUUCUAUUGCUAUGAAGAACUCUGUUCCCAUUGCAACAUAUACUGUUCCUGUGGACCAAAGCACAAAAUAUCAAGGUAAUCCUUCACAGAUAAGGCUUUGGCACUGACAUUUGUGUGCCUUGUGAAUCCUGCUUCCUUUCUGCGUGUAAGGCUGGCUUCUGCAGAAUGCUAUGCUAGAGACGUGACACAUUUGCUUGUUUCAGCGUGUGCUAUGUUCACUUGCACGCAGGCUUAGCAGCAGCAUAGAAUAAAAGUUGUGCCGCAUGGCCAUGUUGGUGUUUAUGCUGUUCCCGCCCACUUGGACUCUCAGAAGUUGCUAUCCAAACCAGAGUGAUGUCUGUUUGAGGUCCAGCUUUUUAACAGCAAGUCCAUUGAUGUAAUUGUAGAUAGAUCUAGUGAAGAUCUAAUGAAGUUUAAAAAUCAUCAUGUCCCCAGUUGAGCAUGGUCAGGCACAUCUAAAACCUUGGAAGAAAGUCCUUGGGUCUCACAUGGUUGGUUGUGUAAGUUCUUGAGGUUGUAGUGACAAGAUGUUCUUGGUCCAUGAUUCCAAGUAAUCAGUCAAUGGAUUCCACAGACAUCUCCCAUCAGAAGCAACUAGGGCAGAUGUGGAGAACCUUUGGCCCUCCAGAUGUUGCAGCUCCCAUAAUCCCUAGCUAUUGCCCAUGCUUUCAAAGGCUGAUGGGAGUUGUAGUUCAGCAGCAUCUGGAGGGCCAAAGGUUCCCCUCACCAGAACUAGGGAAAACACCAAAGAUGCAAUUGACACCAGAUAGCAGUAGUUGAUAUACAAAAUAGCAUUCUUCAUUGCAGCCCUUGAAAUCUAAUUUUGUGGGCAUUCUCUCCAUAGAAGUAGCAAGGCGGAUGGAGUUGAGUACUCUCAAGAUCACAUGUGUGUGAUAUUGGUACAUCUUUCCUCAGGUCUGCUUUCAUCAUAGGCUAAAAGAUGCCCAGCAAUGCCACUCUCUUGUUUUGUGAAUUUCAAGGCACUUAAGAUAUCAUCCACCUGUUGUGUUUUGUCUAGUAAAAUGAUUAGAUUAGCUGUAGUAAUGUUUUUUCGUGGAUUAA
Rhineura floridana is the source of this 4862-nucleotide messenger RNA. RefSeq names its product oligophrenin 1 (gene OPHN1). The record is from RefSeq and is a predicted model, not a curated record. Gene Ontology annotation, biological process: signal transduction. The transcript has 24 exons. Gene Ontology annotation, molecular function: protein binding; GTPase activator activity. Bases 310 to 2709 code for a protein of 799 amino acids. NCBI's taxonomy places the organism in Eukaryota, Metazoa, Chordata, Lepidosauria, Squamata, Rhineuridae. Gene Ontology annotation, cellular component: cytoplasm.